GUUUUCUGUUAACAAGUAUAGCCCAUUAUAAAAGUUUGGGCUUUAAUAUAAACGUUUCGUUACAGAAUGACUUCACUAAAACAGGUGUCUAUUACUGAGGAGUCUCAGACUAAGGUGAAACAGUCGUCCAGUACUCCGAGAUUUUCAGUGAUGAAAUCAGCGGCGAGAGCUAUCUCAAAAUCAAAAUUUAUUCUUCGUUUCCUACCUUAUUACAGGUAAAUUAAUUUAGCAUUGCUUAUUGGCUAAUACUAAGCAGAAUUCACGAAACGGAGAGAGAGAGAAGAUAAUAAAUUCCUCUAUCCAAUGAUAUUUGUAUUUGUAUUUCCUUUAAUAUACGAAAGACAAAAAUAUGAAAAUUUUUCUGUUACCCUAGUGACACAAAUCUGAACUUUAUUAACAUUUUAUAGGAGCAAGGAGGUGGGUGUUUAGGUUAGUUGAAAAGAUCGGUAAAUCAUGGAACACAUUGAAUGAAGAAGCAAGUGUGAAUAGGAAGUCACAAUGAUGAAAAAACACACAACUUAAAAUAAACCUUAUGUGAAUUUCAAUUCUGCAUUACGUUAAUUCUCAUUAAGUAUUUACAACUAGAUCUUGUUGUCAAGACAAUAAUGAUUUUUUGAGAUGUCUAAUAAAUUUAUGAUUACUGAAAUUCUUCAAGAUCCUAUCGAAAAAUCAUCAAUUACACUAAAUAGCUCUUCAAUUGAUUCUACUCCUUUAGUUACAUAUUUCAUCAGUUCUGUAUCAAGUCAAAAUCCACACUGUACAGUUUCUACAAUAAAUAAUUUCACAUCAAAUAACUUGGAUUUAUCCAACAGUAUUCAACAUACUAUUUCAUUCAUAGAUCAUGAUCAUGCUGUUAAGCAUAAAAACUAUGAAAUACAAAUAGGAUUGUGUUCCAACUCAUUAAACUUAUUGAAUCCAAAGGUUUACACAAAGUAUCUAUCAAAUUUAUUUAAAUCCGAAUUGAAUAAUCACUUACUCAGUCAACCAACACAAAAUGAGACUGAAAAUCAAGUUGGAUUAAGCAGCAAUAAUAACUGUUUAGCAGAUUAUUAUUAUUAUUAUCCUCAUCAUCAUUCCAUUAAUCAUAAACAAUUAAAAGAAGAAUUUUUAAAACUUUUCAACCUAAUGAUUUCCAAACAGACUAAUGAAGAUAAUUUUUCACAACCUAAACUAUCUGAAGAUGUUGAAUGUAAAGAUGAUAAUGAUAACAGUUUGUUAUUAGUAAAUGAUACUGAGAAAAAUUCUUCACAUAAUUGUCCAAAAGUUCUAGAUCUAUCAUCUUCGAAAAUUAACCAAACUAAUCGAUCCAAACAUCGGCGUAACUUAUGGCCUAUAAUAUUCAAAGAAUUGGAAUUCAAUUGUAAGCCAAUUAUUGCAACUGAGGAUUAUCAUCAACGUAGCAGUAGUGGUAAUAGUAGUAAUCAAUUUUCCAAACCAAAUUAUCUAUUCGGUUAUGAAUCUUCUGACAGUUAUACAAGUAUGGUUGAUAUAGUUAAAUCGGAUGAUGAUCUAUCACAAAAAUGGUGUUUGAAAUCUGAUGCAAAUACAAAAGCAAAUAGUUACAAUGAAAAACGGUUGAUAAAAAGAAAAUUUCGUAAAAGCUUUCUACCUAAAACUAAUCAAACAUUUGAAUUCGAACGUAAACAUAGACAAGCUUAUUCAACAGAUCAACUUGAACGUUUAGAAACAGAAUUUGAAAAAGAUAAAUAUUUAAAACUAAACAGACGGAUAGAAUUAUCAAAUGAAUUAAAUCUAACUGAGACACAAAUUAAAACAUGGUUUCAAAAUCGUAGAACUAAAUGGAAAAAGAAAUUAUACUGGUUGAAUUCUGCAAGCCGAUUAUCAGUAAAUUCUGUUAAACACGAAAAUAGUUUAUGGUCAAUAUCUAAUAAAUCCACUGCGAACAGUGAACAACAGUCUGUAGUAAAUAACUGUUAUACAAGUUUUAUACCUACUCAAUUUCAUUGAUGAUGAACUUAUCACAAGCUGUACUAAUCCUCAAUUUGUAUUUUAUCUAUUGUCUUUAUGAAAUAAACAAAUAUAUCAGAA
Molecule: messenger RNA, 2049 nt
Organism: Schistosoma bovis
Lineage: Eukaryota; Metazoa; Platyhelminthes; Trematoda; Strigeidida; Schistosomatidae
Source: the annotation of a GenBank genome assembly